Messenger RNA from Musca vetustissima, 495 nucleotides. RefSeq lists its product as uncharacterized. The transcript has 2 exons. NCBI's taxonomy places the organism in Eukaryota, Metazoa, Arthropoda, Insecta, Diptera, Muscidae. The annotation marks the transcript as partial. The record is from RefSeq and is a predicted model, not a curated record.
AGAAACUGGACUUUUGAAUUGAAAAAGGUGGAAGUGACAACAUCCAAUGCGGAUUUAUUGAAUAUGAGUGAUUUUCGGGCGGAACGUGUUGGUCGGGGUCAGCAUGCCUUAUAUGGGAAAAUUUAUUUGAAUUUCGAUAUCAAUGAAGAUGAUGGGAAUGAGCUGGAGGUGGAAAUCUAUCGCAGUGCCUCAAAUAUGCAUGAUUUUCGUCCACUACCAUUCCGGAUUUAUCGCACACAUUUAAUUAACAUUUUGAAUACCUUUUAUAAGGAUGCAGCAAUGGAAAAUUUAAAAAAUUGUUCCAAUUUACCACAGUUUGAUGAUGUCUUUGAGCCGCCAUUAAAGCGGGAUAUAUAUUAUUUUGACAAGUGUAUCUUUGAUGAGUCGGGAUUUCCGGAUUUUAUUGUAGAGGGUUACUAUAAGGUACUGGCUCGUGGUCAUGGCCCAGUGGAGUGGACAAUGAUGUUUAUUUCUCUAAUUGAAACUGUAUCGUAA